GAGGUGACAUCUAAAUAAAACUGGGUGUACCUAGAUGACAUUGAGAUACUGGUUCAAUGUUAGUGAUUACUGUUUUUACUAGCUAAAUAACGUCUAUUUAUUCUUAUUUAUUUAUCUCUUGUGUCCUCCUCUAUAGUUUUAACCUUUAAUUUAUUUAGUGUUGGUCGGGUCCUUCUCCCUGUGUAAAUUUGAAUUAAUAUGGCAAGUCAAUCUGAAGGUAUACGAAAGCUUCUUGAUGCCGAGAAAAAGGCUGCUGAAAAGGUUGCUGAGGCCAGAAGGAAAAAGGCAAGAAGAUUGAAGCAAGCUAAAGAGGAGGCUAUCAUUGAGAUCGAAAAAUUCCGCAAAGAAAGGGAAGAAAACUUCUUAGCUUAUGAGAAGAAACAUAUGGGCUCAAAGGACGACGAGCAAAUUAAAAUUGAACAAGAAACCCGGACCAGAUUGGAUGCUAUGCACAAAAAAGUGGCUGCAACCAAAGAUAAGGUUAUUGAGGAGCUUCUUCAGAUGGUUAUUUGUAAUGUCCAGCCAUCGUUACACCGUAAUUUAAGAUUAUAAUCGAAUCAUAUCUUGGUUUUUGAAUUUCAACUCUCCUUUCUCCUCACUUUAACCUAUCUUUUUACCAUCUUUUGCUCUGUGUCCAUGUUUACUUGUAUACUCUUGUCUCGCGACAAUGCGUCGCCAGGAUUGAAUUGGAUUAGGUCUUGGUCAGACUCUAUCGAUAGUAAAAGACCUGGACCUUACUUUUCUCUAUUUUCUUCCUUCUUUUUGUCAUUCCAUGCCUUUUCUCUUUCUUCUCUUUCUUCUGUUUACCUAUUUUUCUCUUUUUUAUUUAAUCGUGAUUGUUCAUUGCCAAUUUAAAAAAAAUGAAAUGUUUAUUGAAGAGUGAUUUUAGUCAAGAUGAAAUAAAAUUCAAUGUUAACCAUUGAUAAAUGAAA
This is a messenger RNA of Tetranychus urticae (two-spotted spider mite), 932 nucleotides long. Lineage: Eukaryota; Metazoa; Arthropoda; Arachnida; Trombidiformes; Tetranychidae. The record is from RefSeq and is a predicted model, not a curated record.